Messenger RNA from Vollenhovia emeryi, 744 nucleotides. Its product is annotated as glutamyl-tRNA(Gln) amidotransferase subunit C, mitochondrial-like. The record is from RefSeq and is a predicted model, not a curated record. Lineage: Eukaryota; Metazoa; Arthropoda; Insecta; Hymenoptera; Formicidae. Gene Ontology annotation, biological process: regulation of translational fidelity.
CGGCUAGGACGAUCAGACGAGACGAAGGCAUUUUGGCGCGAGGAAACGGCAGCCACAUUGGUAUCAAGAAACAAGAGACCGGCCAUCGACGAGACGACGAUCAAACGGCUCGAGAAGCUGGCAUCAGUCGGCUUUGUGGAUAGGCAGAGCAAGCGGGGACGGAAGGAGGCGGUGAUUGCCGAACGACUACGGGCGGUUCGCAGCGAAGAGACGGUGCGUCCGAGGUGCAGUACCCUGGAGAACAGUUGCAUCCACUUGCGGGACGACGGGGCGCGGCGCGACGUCGAUCGGCGCGAGAUACUGAGGAACGCAGCGGUACUGAAGGAAGAAUACUUCGUCGCGCAACUAACGGCAGGCAGGCAAUAAGGCAAGGUACUCGAGACGGUGGUACGUAAGCAAACUAAGUGGCUCAUUAUCGGUAUAUUUGACGUAGAUUUGAGUGAUCACUGGUAAGGCGUGAAACUAUUGUACUCACACUGUGUAAAGUAAGUCGACAUGGCGGACGAACAAGCUAUCGCGGUGUUAAAAAAGAAACGCGGUAUUGUUAAGGGUCAAUUGUCGAAGUUCGUAACAUUUAUCGAUAGAUAUAGCGAGGCGGGACACACGCCGGAAUUAGAGGCUAGGUUAGAAAAGGCCGAGCAAUUGUGGGCGAACUUUGACCGAGUGCAGACAGAACUCGAGAUAGCGGAUGAAGCGCAAUCAUCACAUCGCGACGCGUUUGAAGAAUCGUAUUUCGCAGUAAUA